Molecule: messenger RNA, 1503 nt
Organism: Hyaloperonospora brassicae
Lineage: Eukaryota; Oomycota; Peronosporomycetes; Peronosporales; Peronosporaceae
Source: the annotation of a GenBank genome assembly
AUGUCGACCACGUCGAGCCCGAGCAGUCGCCACGCCCUGCGCGUGGUGGUCGCCACGACCGCACCGCUGCGUGCGCCCCCUGCCCGUCACUUGUCGCCCCGAGCAGUGCACCACUCGUCGCACGCGUUCGCCGACGCCGUGCCGAGCGCGGGAGCGGCCGGGUCUCCCUGUCGCCGCGCGCUGAUUGGUCAAAAAGCCGCACGACCAUCGGUACUUUCAGCCACUCCUGGACGAGCCGAGCAGCGCGUCGCCACCGACGACGACGAAGGCAAAGCGGCCGAGACGGACGACAGUGGACAAGCAGAGGCGCUGAUGCGCAGACGAGACGGUCCGGCGGCACACGGUCGCAGUGGAGACGAGCCACCGACGGCACUGGACAACGAGCAGACGGGCGAUGCCCGCACGGAGGCGACUGUACCGGACGCGACAGCUUUUGCAGGGGAUAACGACUCAGUGGCCGACGACAGAGCGGCCGAAGAGCUCGUGGAGGAGGACGGCGAGGGCUGUCUGAUCUGCAUGGACGAGUUCUCGGCGCGACGCAAAGCGUACCCACUGCCAUGCACGGGACAAUGCACUGGUGCGUUUGUGCACUACCGGUGCAUUAUGGCGUGGCUGGGGCAGUCAGGCAGCUGUCCGCUGUGUCGAGGGGCCUGUGACCCACUGGUGUUGCAGCCCAUGCAGAAGCUCGAGCUCCAGGACAUGACCAAGAUGGCGCUGCAGCCGGUGCCGCUGGACGCCGGGAUCAUCCGGUGCUACGUGAAGCAGGUGUACCGUGGUUUGUUUAAGCAGUACGGCUACGAGCUGUACCUGCAAGGGCAGAUUGGCACGCAGGAAGAAGACAAGUUUUUGCUGGCGGCAAGACGCCAGGUGCGCUCGAACAUGACGGCGAACUACACGAUCUGUACGGACAAGGAGUGCACGGACGCACUGCGCAUUGGACGCAUGGGCUCGAACUUUCUCGGCACGUGUUUCACGUUGUACGACAAUGGACGAGAUCCACAGAAACUGGCAAAGAUUCAGGACGCCGUGAGCUCGGACGACGUGGUGGUGCAGAACGUGCUGCAGAUCCGAGAGGAGCUGGGGUGUGUUACGUACGAGCCGAAUCGGACGAGCGUCGGGCCGCGGAAGAUGCGUGUCGUGAUUCCCGACGUGGACGAAGAGGGCGGGUCAUCGAAGAUUGUGCGGCCCAUGAGUCGCCAAGACCGACUCGUCACUCGUCUCUCGACGGGGGACAUGAAAGACUUGAUGCGAUUUUCGAACCGCGAGCCCGUGUUCCGCGAAGACCUGGGCGCGUACUGUCUGGACUUUGGAGGACGCGUGUCGAUGGCAUCGGUCAAGAACUUCCAGCUGAUCAGCAGCGAAGAUCCGUCCAUGGGCAACAUUUUGCAGUUUGGCCGUGUCGCUGACGACAUGUUUACGAUGGAUUUCCAGUGGCCGCUGUCUCCGUUCCAAGCCUUUUCCAUUUGUCUCAGUAGCUGUGAUACGAAACUCGCUUGUGUCUAG